This is a messenger RNA of Adineta steineri, 204 nucleotides long. NCBI's taxonomy places the organism in Eukaryota, Metazoa, Rotifera, Eurotatoria, Adinetida, Adinetidae. The record is from the annotation of a GenBank genome assembly.
AUGAAAAAAAUUCUUUAUAAUGGAACAUGUGGUCCUAAUGAACAAUAUGAAGACUGUGGUAUAGAAUGUCAACGAACAUGUGCUGAUAUUCAAAUACCUCAAAAGCAAUGUCAUCAAAUGUGUGUUAUUGGUUGUUUUUGUAUUAAUGGUUAUGUACGACAACAUGAUGAGAAUAGUCUAUGUAUACAAGAAAUUGAAUGUUAA